GUGCAUUCUCAUUGACUUGGACGUUGCUGUCGUUGUAUGUCUCGGCAUGCUCGCGGGCAUGACCGAUAAGAUAAGAAGUCACGUGCCGCAGUACUAAUACGGGAUAGCGUUUUUUCCCUGCCCACAAGCGACGGUUGUCCUGGGCGGCCAGUAGCGAAAAAUCAUCCUCGCCCAAUUCUCAUCCAUCGCACUGAAACGAGCCGUCGACGACAACGCCCUCUCAACCACUGACAACCCCAGCCACCACCGUAACAAUGGCUUCGACCCAGUCAGUUCAGUGCUUCGGCAAGAAGCGAAACGCGACAGCUGUCGCCCACGCCAAGACCGGAAAGGGUCUGAUCAAGGUCAACGGCCGCCCUCUGCAGCUUGUUGAGCCUGCCAUCCUCCGAACCAAGGUCUACGAGCCUCUGCUCGUUGUCGGCCUCGACAAGUUCGCUGGCCUGGACAUCCGUGUCCGUGUCUCCGGUGGUGGUCACACUUCCCAGGUCUACGCCAUCCGACAAGCCAUCUCCAAGGCCCUGAUCGCCUACAACCAGAAGUUCGUCGAUGAGCACACCAAGAACCUGCUCAAGCAGGCCCUGACCCAGUUCGACCGUACCCUCCUCGUCGCCGACAACCGUCGCUGCGAGCCCAAGAAGUUCGGCGGUCCAGGUGCCCGUGCCAGAUUCCAGAAGUCCUACCGUUAAAGCGUCGACACAAUCGGAAUGGCGCGGCGGAUCAGUGCUGCUGGUACUACCCUGCUGGUGGUGCUGGUCUGGGGAGGUUGGUGAUAGAGAGGCGGCAACAGGGAAUCCUCACGGCGUUGACGAGAAGACAAUGCCUACCUGCUCGGGAGGGAUUGCCGUUGGUCUUUUCAGGUUUCGUGCGGAUCGGGAGUAUUUUCAUGGAUCAACACGGAAUCAAAAGGGGAAAUUAUUUUCCUAGGUUUGCAUUUGCAUGGCAAAAAAGCUCCACCGGGCUGCAGUAAAGGGAUACGGCAAAUGAACGAACAAUCAACAAAAUCCAGCGUGUGGCUUUGAUUACAACUGUUGUGCGGGCGUAUUCUGGCUUCCGCGAAAUGUGAAAGCGUGCGUGCCUUGGUCUGCCCGUUGACCUGUCUCCGACUUCAAUGCCACAAGGGUCCAACUAAUUGACAGCGACAGAAGGCUGGAUUCGCGGCCAGGCCGGUCCAGUCCAACUCGUAUACUGUCAUACGGGAUGAUGUGAAAGAUGAGGCAGGUCAAAAAAUCACACAACUGUGUUGAAAGUACACUCGAGCAGUGGUCAUGUCAGACCAUCAGCCGAUUGCCAGCCAAUUCUCCUGCACGUGGGCAGAACUCGAGAGUCAGCGCUGCCUACAAACAAAUUGCCUGGACCACUCAUGACGAAAAUGUAGUGUUUCUCUCGACACCAGAUUCGGGUGUACACCAUGCCACACUCCUGGCUGAGGUAUUAUGCUGCCACCAGCCACGUCAAGAGAUGUCUCAAAUCAG
Diaporthe batatas is the source of this 1472-nucleotide messenger RNA. RefSeq lists its product as uncharacterized. The transcript is spliced from 4 exons. The record is from RefSeq and is a predicted model, not a curated record. Gene Ontology annotation, biological process: translation; maturation of SSU-rRNA from tricistronic rRNA transcript (SSU-rRNA, 5.8S rRNA, LSU-rRNA). Gene Ontology annotation, molecular function: RNA binding; structural constituent of ribosome. Gene Ontology annotation, cellular component: ribosome; cytosolic small ribosomal subunit. Bases 255 to 686 code for a protein of 143 amino acids. NCBI's taxonomy places the organism in Eukaryota, Fungi, Ascomycota, Sordariomycetes, Diaporthales, Diaporthaceae.